Naegleria gruberi is the source of this 435-nucleotide messenger RNA. RefSeq lists its product as uncharacterized. NCBI's taxonomy places the organism in Eukaryota, Heterolobosea, Eutetramitea, Acrasida, Naegleriidae. The record is from RefSeq and is a predicted model, not a curated record. Gene Ontology annotation, biological process: response to oxidative stress. Bases 1 to 435 code for a protein of 144 amino acids. The transcript is spliced from 2 exons. Gene Ontology annotation, molecular function: glutathione peroxidase activity.
AUGAGUGAAAUGAGAGGGAAAGUGUGCUUGAUUGUUAAUGUUGCUUCAAAUUGUGGUUUUACUCCUCAGUACAAGGGACUACAAGAAUUAUAUGACAAGUACGGGAAGGAUGGCAAAUUUGAAGUCAUUGCCUUCCCUUCCAACUCUUUCAAUCAGGAAAAGGGUUCCACAGAAGAAAUCUGUGCAUUCACCAAAGAUCGUUUCAAAGUAACCUUCAAAAUCAUGGAGAAGAUUGAAGUGAAUGGUGACAAUGCUCACCCAAUUUACCAAUUCUUAAAGCAAGAAGGACCUGGAGGAUUUCUCGGAUCAACCAAUAUCAAGUGGAACUUUACCAAAUUCCUCAUCAAUAAGGAAGGAAAAGUAAUUGGAAGAUAUGCUCCAACAACUGAUCCUCUUUCUAUUGCAAAAGAUAUUGAGAAAGCUUUAAAGGAUUAA